This is a messenger RNA of Terrapene triunguis (Three-toed box turtle), 2160 nucleotides long. RefSeq names its product protein phosphatase 1 regulatory subunit 3C-B-like. Bases 137 to 1003 code for a protein of 288 amino acids. Gene Ontology annotation, molecular function: protein phosphatase 1 binding; glycogen binding. Gene Ontology annotation, biological process: regulation of glycogen biosynthetic process. NCBI's taxonomy places the organism in Eukaryota, Metazoa, Chordata, Testudines, Emydidae. The record is from RefSeq and is a predicted model, not a curated record. Gene Ontology annotation, cellular component: protein phosphatase type 1 complex. The transcript has 2 exons.
GUUAGUGUGCAGGAGUUUGGGGGUUGCUGACCGGCAGGGUGGGAGGCAGUGGCCGUUGGUUCAUUGGUUGCAGGUCUAUGGCAGUGGAGUUGCUGGUGAUUUGUGGCUGUUCCAGGUGUUUAGCACACCCCCAGCGAUGCCUGUGGAUUUUGCCAUGCGGCUCUGCCUGACCCACUCUCCUCCCAUCCGCAAGCUGCUGAACUCCUAUGAGGAGCUGCGGGGUGGCCGGGGGCGCAAACCACUCCGCUCCUGCCUGAACCAGAAGCCCAGUGCAGAGCCGGAGCGGCGGGACAGCGCCAAGGGCAGCCGGAGCAAGAAGAAGAGGGUGGUGUUUGCUGACAUGAAGGGGCUUUCGUUGACAGCCGUCCGCUUCUUCUCCAAGAUCGAGGAGGACCUGUGUGACCUGCAGCAAGCCCUGUCUGACCUGACCUGCCUCAGGCCCAAGCUGCGAGACCCUCACCCGGAGACAAAGAAGUACACACUGGACUUCCCACAGCCCUCUGCCGACUACACGGCCUUCCGCAACCAGCUGCACAUCAACCUGAUAUGCCUGGAGAACUGUCUGAUCCAGGAGCGCUCCCUGUCGGGGACCGUCAAGGUCAGUAACAUCGGCUAUGAGAAGAAGGUGCAUGUCCGCAUCACCUUUGACUCCUGGAGGAGUUUCCGGGAUGUCUGCUGCCAAUAUAUGCACAACACAUACGGUGCCGCUGAUGCAGACACGUUCUCCUUCGACAUCACUCUGCCCAAAGCACCCAGCCUCCGCGGAGCCAUCGAGUUCUGCAUUUCCUUCCAGUGUGGGCAGAAAACCUACUGGGACAACAAUGGUGGGAGCAACUACAAGGUACGCCACACGAGUUCCUCAUCCCCUCCCAGUGCCCUCUCCCAGCUAGUAAGGGGGUCCAGUGUGGCUGGGGAGCAGCUGGGCCCCUCCAAGGCAGCAGCACUGGUCCUUUCUCACUGGCAGACCUGGAGGCGUUCGGAAAACCAUGGUCCGUACUGGUAGGAAGGAGUGUUCUAGGUGUGGGUACAAACGCUCUGCUCCGGCAGAGGCAAUGCCUUGCGGGAGCCCUGCUGCGGAAGACACUGCUCGCUACUUCACUAGCUUGUCUGUGUCCAUUCUGAUCUUCGCGGACGCUGCUUCAGCACCAGGACCUGCCAUAGAAGCUGGAGGUCGUAGCUCAGCUUGAAUCCCGGUUCUGGGUUCUCCGUGCACAACGCAUCACUAGCAGAGACUGUGCCAGGGAGGCUGGCCAGGGAUUGUGUGUGGGCAUCUCCUGCUGCUGUCUCAUUACUUGCGAAAGUCGCUGGGGAAGGGCCAGGCCAGACCUUGGCUUGUUUGCAGAGGCCGGCAAAGCCGCUGGCGGGUCAAACAACCAACCCGCAAUAAAAACUGCCCAGCCAGCCUAGCAACCAAGGGCUUUUGGACUCGGUGGGGGUGCAGGUCAGAACGGCAGACCCGGUGGGCAUAGAAACAGGAAUGGGAGAGGCUGCCUAAGUGCCUUGUAAUUGCCAGGUGUUUGGGACAAAUAGGCAUCCAGGCCCGUGCUGCAGAUAAUAAUAUGACUGUCUGCUGCACCCAAUGGCCAGCACAUGUACCAUGAGCUAUGCUUGCAUCCCCUGAAGGGAACCAGUGGCUGUCACUUUAAAUCCCCUCGUAAAUGGCAAGGGGCUGUGGGACGAGGCACUGGCCUGGCUGUUGGGGCUUCUGUCUCAUUUACCCUGGUGGGGGUGGCUGGCAGGUUCUUCACACUGAAGAUGACAGACUGCGGGUGGCCUGGCACAGUGGUGAGAGGCUCAUUGGGAUGUGCUUCUUCAGGACCUGCUGCUGUGGGAGGAAGGCUGGCCUGGGCUCGGCUGGCUUUCACUGAGGCCGCUAGUGACAGCACAUGGGUCGCUGCAUCAGUUCGUAUCACCCCUCUGGGAGUGCAGUGACUCAGCGCAGUGCAGUGUGCGAAGUGCAAGCGCCCAGGGUAGCCUGGCUCACUCUGAGGUCUGUGUGUCUGCAGCCCGUGCAGGGCACAGGCUGAGCUGGACUGGCUGUCAGUGCUUAGCUGGGCCAGCUGCUGCUGUGGUCUCGGUCCUGGGCCACUGGGAAACCUUCCGGUUUUAGCUGUUGUGAAUAGAUUUAGAACCUUAAUAAAAGUCUCUGUAUUUUGUGAA